ACAUUUACAUUCUCAACAUGAAGACACUGCAGAUCAUUCUAUCUCUUGUCAUUUGGCUACUGUUAAUGCCACCAUUCCACGAUGCAUUGGAACAUAAAGUUUAUGCAACUGAAUCAGUUGGUUUCAUGCUACGGGCAGCACGACAUAACACAAAGCCUGGCAGCACCUAUGGGACUACUCCUCAGCAGGAAGAGAAAAAGGUAUUCAAACAACCAUCUGGACCAAACCCAGCGGGGAAUCACCUUCCGCCUUCAAAAUCAUGAGCAUAUGGUGCAGUUCCACUGAAACUAAGCAGAUUUGGAGAAAUUGAGAUAACGCUCAGUGCUUUCCGAAGCUGUGUCUAUUAGUAUUACUAGUCAGGAAAUUGGGUCCAUUCUGAUUGUAUAAAGGUAAUAUAAAGUAUGGGGCUUAGUAUUCUUAUCGAGCAUGUAAAAUAAAGGUUAAACAGAAUCGGCAGGGUUGGGUUAUUCCGUUUAUUGUAUUAACAUUAAGCAGUAUUUCAUGGUUUAAGUAAAUUCAGAA
This is a messenger RNA of Erigeron canadensis, 522 nucleotides long. RefSeq names its product CLAVATA3/ESR (CLE)-related protein 46-like. Bases 18 to 263 code for a protein of 81 amino acids. NCBI's taxonomy places the organism in Eukaryota, Viridiplantae, Streptophyta, Magnoliopsida, Asterales, Asteraceae. The transcript is spliced from 3 exons. The record is from RefSeq and is a predicted model, not a curated record.